Vigna radiata var. radiata (mung bean) is the source of this 1748-nucleotide messenger RNA. RefSeq lists its product as uncharacterized. The transcript has 10 exons. Lineage: Eukaryota; Viridiplantae; Streptophyta; Magnoliopsida; Fabales; Fabaceae. The record is from RefSeq and is a predicted model, not a curated record. Bases 43 to 1248 code for a protein of 401 amino acids.
UUACAUCCGUUUAUUUUUUGUUGUUGUGUUGAGUGUGGUGAAAUGGCAGUGACUCACACCCUUUCAACUCUCUCUCCGUCACUCAUCGGAUGCUCCAACUCCAAACCAAAGCUUUCAUGCUCUCUCUCUUCUCAAACUUUCAAGUGCAAGAGAGAGUACACCUCCGUGAUGAUAGUGCCGACGGGGAUUGGCGCCGCCAUUGGAGGUUAUGCCGGUGACGCUUUGCCUGUUGCUCGCGCUCUGUCCUCCGUCGUUGAUUGCCUUAUCUCUCACCCUAACGUGCUUAAUGCUGCAAUGCUAUACUGGCCGAUGCCUAAUACAUUAUACGUUGAAGGUUAUGCUCUUGACCGUUUUGCAGAAGGGUCGUGGGCAUUACAGCCCGUUCACCAAAACAGGGUGGGACUAGUUCUUGAUGCAGGAAUAGAGGAGGAACUCCGGGUUCGCCAGUUACAAGUAGCUGAUGCUGCAAGGGCUUCCCUUGGAUUACCUGUCGUGGAAUAUACUGUCACAGACACUCCGUUGAAGGUAGAGAAGUGGGAGGAUCCAGAAACUGGCCAAUCAACUGGGAGGAUUAAGCACCCUGAUUCUUUACUUAGAGCUGUAGAUACAUUAGUGAAGAGGUCAAAAGUGAAUGCCAUUGCUAUUGUUGGACGUUUCCCAGAUGAUGAAAUUGAUGAUGUAGAUGACUAUCGGCAGGGAAUGGGAAUAGACCUAUUAGCGGGAGUUGAGGCAGUCAUAAGUCAUCAAGUAGUGAAGGAGUUCCAAAUUCCUUGUGCACAUGCUCCUGCAAUGUCUCCACUUCCCAUGAGCCUAUCUCUUAGUCCGAAAUCAGCAGCUGAGGAGAUUGGGUACACUUUCCUACCAUGUGUGCUUGCUGGCCUAAGUAAUGCUCCACAAUACUUGGUCAUGGACUCCAAAUCCUUCGAAAAAGGUUGCAUACUGGCAAAUGAUGUGGAUUCCGUAAUCCUUCCCAAUGAUGCUUGCGGAGGGGAUGCAUGUCUUGCUUUUGCUAGAAAUAAAAGCAAAAAGCCACUUAUAAUUACUGUGGAAGAAAAUGAAACUGUUCUUAAUGAUACUGCAAACAAACUUGGUCUUGAAGUGCUGCAUGUAUCAAAUUAUUGGGAGGCCAUUGGAGUUAUUGCAGCUCACAAGGCAGGGAUAGAUCCAUUUUCACUUAGACGUGAUAAAAUUCUCAAUAUCGGGUGCAGUUCCUUCAUGUCUGUCAAUGGUCACACCAUUCCAAGAUAAAGAAUGGUUUCCUGAUUAACAUCUGGUCUAGUUCACAGUCACUUUCAAGAGUACGUGUGGUGACAAAUUGCUGGUGUUAGUGACCACAAUGCACGCUACAUAUAUACCAAACUUAUCUAUUUCAGGGAAGGUACUGGAUGUUUUAACUUCUAACUAUCCUCUAAUAAUGUGGGUCAGAUUUGAGGUAUAUACCUGAAUUGGUUAAUGACAGGUUUAGCACUCAGUACAAUCUGAAAUCAGACUUUUAUUUAGGUCUCUAAAAUGUUUAGACUUUAUUUGUUAAACCUGAAAUUCAAAGCUUUACAGGAGGAAGAUUUUCUACUCAUUCUUGUCAAGCUGCUAUAGAGGUCGCCCUUUCCAUGUGAAAAUUAGUAUCUCAUAUUCUUUUUCCUGCGAUUGUAUGGUAAAUUAACUGAUUUUCAAGUUGCAUAAAUAAAUAGUUCGUAGUAAUUUAAAUACACAGGAUAUGGAUUUUGAAGGAUGGCGGAAAUUUGUACGAA